GCAAUAGCAAGAUAAAUGAAAAAGCAAACAUUGUGUAAAAAAAAAAUGUCACAUAUCUACAUUUGAUCUCAUUUGAUUUAUUACCAAUUGUUUAUCGAUGUAUAAAAAAAAAUCUUAAAAAUUCCGUUUAUUAUGCCAUUCACAAAAGGAAAGAAGGACGAGAACAAAAAGAGUCAGCCAGUUUAGCCAUAUAGUGAAAUAAGCUAUUACUAUACAAUAACAUAAAAAAAAAAAAAGAACCUGCAACAAAGCCAUCACACCUACACGUCCCAAUCCCUUCAAGAAACAUCUCAUACCUUCCUAUUCUCACCUAUCAUCCUUAUCAUGAAUUUACCUUAUCUUUUAUAGCACCCGAUUCCACUUAUCUACCAUCUAGUGCAUGGCAAAAAUCGUGCUAGUACUGGAAGCAGUCAAGUGAGGUGAAGUGAGGUAAGCAAUGAGGCCUUCAGCCUCUUGGCGCCCUUGCACACAACCGACCACUGCUCCUCUAUCGCCUUACUAGGUGGGGCAUGACCCUCCCACAGGUGCUGAGAUCCUCUCACAGAACUCAGCCUGCUGGUCUGAGAUCCUCUCAUGAAACUCAGCCUGCACCUCCAAGAUCCUUCGAUGGAACUCAGCCUCCACCUCUGACACCUUCGCAACGAAGGCCUCGAGAACAGAACUAACACAACCAGACGACUCAGCAACACAAGGCGCCAUGUCUAUACUAGCCAGCUAUAUUAGUGUCAGCUCACUGCUCACUAAACACGUCCGUUCACUACGAACCCUGACCUGAGACUGAAAGAAUGUCCUUUGAACUGGAUCGCGAGACAAGACGGGACAUCCUACAACGCCUAACGUUUCUCCCAAUAUUACAGGAUGGAGGGGUUAGGAUACCACACGGAAGGGGGUGAAGGAGCCUUGGGGAUGCCUGAAGGAGUGAGGCCUGGAGGUGAACGAAAUGCAGAAAAUUCCUCUAAUACUGAAUGCUUCUCUGGUCAGACCAUCCUUCACUGAGUAUUUGGACCAAGGCUUCAAGAUAUGAGGUGAGCCAGGUGACCCCCAGAACAGCACCAUUCUGCCUACUUGUGGUGUGGCAGCCCUGAUCGUCCCCCUCCCUCCCUCUUCUUCCUCCUCCUUCCCCAGCAAAGAAGAGAUGUUGGAUCAGCUGGUGGACAGGGUCCGCUCCUUCAGCCGAGUACACGCGGGGGGCGUUGUAAUAAUGGUGGGUGCUGUGUUUGGCAUGGAGGAGGUAAACGGGGUGUUGGGGAAGUUAUCAAGGAGGUUACUGCCACCCCCACCCCUGCUACUGCCUGCCCACGGGGAAGCCCAGGCUGCCGCGCAUAUACAACUACUGGCAAAGGUGGUGGUGGGGGGGCGAAAGGGCGUAGUCUGGAGGGGGCUGGCUGGGUUAUGGAGGGGUUCCUGGCAUCCCUUCUCUCCCCCCACUCCCUCUCUCCCCCGUUGGUCUCUCUCUCCGGAACAAAGGGAUAGAUGAAGCAGGAGCACACGAUAAAACAACAUGGAGUAGGCUUAUCCCAAACAGCGAUCCCGUAUUCGUAAAAACAGGACGCUAGAUGAAAAAUGAGCAAUAUAAGAGAUAACAAUGAAGAGGAAACACAAAGGAACACAGAUGAAGAACAAAUGACAAACUCUGGAGGAGAAUAAGUCACGCUUUCAAGUAUCUCAGACCUACUCGAGGGGCCGGGGAGCUGCGAUGAACAGGCGAAGGUAUAAAUGGAGGGAGGAGGCGGGCCGCGCGGUUAGUUAGCUUGUGACUGUGGACGGGGAGAGUACGACAACUCCACUCCGUGCGCUCCCUCACUGAAACGUGCUCUCAUGCCCCCGCCGCGUCUAACCUCGAACACUCCUCCUGCGACCCCGCCAUCGACUUCUUGCGGGACCUCCCUCACGAUACGAGUUCUGCGAAGCGAGCCACUACUUCGUGUGUAAUCUCGAGCAUGAAGUGAGCCACGAACGAAGCCUGUGAACGAUCCCUGCGCCCCACUUGUCUCCAGCUCGGACUGUGUGCUUGUAAAGUUAUCUGGAGCGAUGGUGUCGGCGGCUUCAGGAAGUUAGCUCCCAUGUUGCGAAGGGAGAGGACGACCUGAGGUGUUACCAGGGAUCUGGGAAAAAAAAGCUACGACUGGGACGACAUCUACUACGAAGACUACCUCUACAACGACUUCGCCACGCACUUAGUAACCACACGAGGAUUUGCAUUUAGAAAAGCGAGCUCCGCCCUUUGAUCAUGGCUCCCUUGACAAACCACACCUGAUUUAUCACCGCCGCCUCUCCCGCCACGCAGAGUGAACCUCCAACCCCAGCGAUGGCGAGCUCCACGCUGAGCCUCAUCUACAGCAACAGACCGCAGCGGCUGACCCAGGUUGUGGCGACGCUGAUCGUGGCACUGGGACCACUGGCGACGGGUCUGGGCAAAGGUUACUCUUCCCCCGCCCUCGCCUCCAUGCAGCUGCCGGCCCCCACCAACAGCACGCAGUCUUACUACUUCACCAUCACUCCCGAGCAAGGGUCCUGGAUCGCUUCCCUAUCUCUACUCGGCGCUUUCUUCGGCGGCAUUCCCAGCGGCCUGGCGAUGCGACUGGGCAGGAAGAGUGUUCUGGCAAUGGUGUCCCUGCCCUUCGCUCUGUCGUGGCUCCUGACGGUGUUCGCCUCCAGCGUGUAUAUGGUGUACGCCUCCUCCUUCAUGUGCGGCAUCUGCUCGGCAAUCGUGUCGCUGGUCACGCCGGUGUACAUCAGCGAGAUCGCCCACCCGGAGAUCCGCGGAUGCCUCUGCUCGGUGGCCAAACUGACCACCAACGUGGGGAUGCUUAUGUCUUUCCUGCUUGGCGUGUACCUUGACUGGCGCCAACUGGCCAUGGUGGCGUCCAUCGCCCCGGCGCUGCUCUUCCUGGCGCUCAUGCUCAUCCCCGAGACACCGAGCUACCUGCUGUACCGCGGCCGCGAAGACGACGCCGCCACCUCGCUGACGUGGCUGCGAGGAGGCCUGGAUGUGACCCAGGAGCUGGACACCAUGAAGGCCAAUAUAGAGGUCAUGCGCAAGGACUCUGAGGUCACGUGUUACAGGGAGUGGCGCCGUGACCUGGUCAAGCCCGUCCUCAUCACCUGUGGCCUCAUGGUGUUCCAGAAAUUCAGCGGCGCCAACGCCUUCAACUUCUACGCGGUGCCGAUCCUGAGCGAGGCCUUCGUGGGCAUCAACCCGUAUAGCGCCGCCGUGGUGGUGGGCCUGCUGCAGAUCCUCGCCGGCAUGGUGUCGUCCGUGCUGAUCGACACCGUGGGUCGCCUGCCCCUGCUGAUUGUCUCUAACCUCCUCAUGUCCACGGCUCUGGCGGGUUUCGGCACCUUCCUGUAUGUCACGGGCAGCGAUAACGGCGUGGACGCUGGCGCCCGCAUGGAUUGGAUCCCCCUCACCUGCGCGCUCAUCUUCCAGGUGGCCUUUGCUCUGGGCAUCUCCCCCAUCUCCUGGAUCUACAUCGGCGAGCUGUUCCCCUUGAAGCACCGCGGACUUGGCGCCAUUGCGAAUUCCGUGAGUUACGCGUGUUCCUUCGCCAGCGUGAAGACCUUCGUCGACUUCCAGCUGCUGCUAGGGCUGUACGGGGCCUUCUGGCUGUACGCGGGCAUCUCCAUAAUUGGUCUGGUGUUCACAGUGUCCUUAGUGCCUGAGACUAAAGGGCGCGGUCUUCAGGAGAUGCAGGACUAUCAGACGCAGGAGAAGUACUCUCCGAUGUACAGCGAACAGGAAAAGGAGAACAAGUUGAUACCUUAAGUCUCUGUCUCUCGUGUGUGUUCAGGCGGACUGUGCCUUUGCAUUUCGGGUCCCCAGCGGGUCCUGAGUGGCCCUGCUGGGGUGCAUCACAAAGUGUUCUUCGUGGAGGACAUCGCUGGCGUGGCUUUGGGUAGGUGGAGAGCUGCAGCGCCACUGAUAAUCUGCCUGCCCAGUGCCUCCCACGCCCCGCUGCCCCAACUUGUCGUGCGUGUGUGCGUAUACGUGUAGUGUAUGCAUAGAGGUGUGUACAACUUUGGUAUACAUAGGCAGGAGAGAGUAUGUGAUUAUGUGUACGUUUGUGUUUGUGUAGACAAUUCAGUAUACUCAUUUUGUUCCUUCAGCCGUGAAGUGAUGAAGAAUGAUUUUUUAUUUUCUUAAAAACAACCCGUUUUUUUUUGACGGGUAUAAGAAUCAUUUGUAAUGUAUAGUUGUGUGUGUGUGUGUGUGUGUGUGUGUGUGUCUCAUUAUGUAUGUAAAUAAUGUAUAUAUUUACCAAAGCAAUGAUAAGAUCGUGUUAAUUUAUUAGACAGUAUUGUUAGUCUGUACAAAGAUGAACUGCCUUUCUACUAUAUUUCUCUAAAGUCUUUGUAAUGAUGCUUGAACAAAAAAUAAGACCGA
Messenger RNA from Scylla paramamosain (green mud crab), 4384 nucleotides. RefSeq names its product facilitated trehalose transporter Tret1-like. Gene Ontology annotation, molecular function: transmembrane transporter activity. The transcript has 10 exons. The coding region runs from base 2309 to 3766 and encodes 485 amino acids. Gene Ontology annotation, biological process: transmembrane transport. Lineage: Eukaryota; Metazoa; Arthropoda; Malacostraca; Decapoda; Portunidae. Gene Ontology annotation, cellular component: membrane. The record is from RefSeq and is a predicted model, not a curated record.